This is a messenger RNA of Panthera uncia (snow leopard), 2261 nucleotides long. Its product is annotated as HLA class II histocompatibility antigen, DM beta chain. Lineage: Eukaryota; Metazoa; Chordata; Mammalia; Carnivora; Felidae. Gene Ontology annotation, molecular function: MHC class II protein complex binding. The record is from RefSeq and is a predicted model, not a curated record. The transcript is spliced from 6 exons. The coding region runs from base 336 to 1127 and encodes 263 amino acids. Gene Ontology annotation, cellular component: lysosomal membrane; MHC class II protein complex; late endosome membrane. Gene Ontology annotation, biological process: positive regulation of T cell activation; peptide antigen assembly with MHC class II protein complex; immune response.
GGGCAGGAUAAGAUUUACCUGGUAACUGAUGAUGCUAGGCUGAAGCACUGAGCCAUUUGUCUCUACGUUUGUCCCCGCCUACUUCACCGAUCUGACAACUCUUAGUUUGAAACUCUGACUUAGAAGAGCUGGUAGGAACAGGUUUAGUAUCUAGGGGCUGGGUGACUCCAAAUCACUAAUUUAGUGGGGAUCAAGGAACUGGGGCAAUACUGUAUUCCAUGCAGGAUCUGGAGAUCAUCUAUCCAGGCUGGGGCUUCUGGAGCAGGUGAGGACCCAGGGCCCCUGGAAGAACUGGUCCAGGGGACUGAAUUCCCAGUGUGUUCCUAGAGCAGAGCAUGAACACACUCCUGCCAUUGCUGCUAGGCCUCAGCCUGGGCUCCACCAGAGCAGGUGGCUUUUUAGCCCAUGUGGAAAGCACCUGUCUGUUGGAUGAUGAUGGGACUCCAAAGGAUUUCACAUAUUGUGUCUCCUUCAACAAGGAUUUGCUGACCUGCUGGGAUCCCCAAACAUCCAAAAUGGUCCCUUGUGAAUUUGGGGUACUGAGUGUCUUGGCAAAUUACUUCUCAGAUUACCUCAACCAACAGGAAAGCCUACUCCAGCGCUUGUCUAAUGGGCUCCAGGACUGUGCCACACAUACCCAGUCCUUCUGGGGAUCACUGACCCACAGGACACGGCCACCAACUGUGCAGGUAGCCAAAACCACUCCUUUUAACACGAAGGAGCGUGUGAUGCUGGCCUGCUACGUGUGGGGCUUCUAUCCAGCUGAUGUGAAUAUCUCAUGGAGGAAGAAUGGGCAGCCUGUCCUCCCUCACAGAAGUGCCCCUAAGAUGGCUCAGCCCAAUGGAGACUGGACGUAUCAGACCGUCUCUCAUUUAGCCACAACUCCCUCUUUCGGGGACACCUACACCUGCGUGGUGGAUCACAUCGGGGCUCUUGAGCCCAUCUGCGAGGACUGGACACCUGGGCUGUCCCCGAUGCAGACACUGAAGGUUUCGGUGGCUGCAGUGACUCUGGGCCUGGGCCUCAUCAUUUUGUCUCUUGGUUUGCUCAGCUGGCGGAAAGCUAGCUCCUCUGGCUACAUUUUCCUCCCUGGGUCCAUUUAUCCAGAAGGUCAACACAUCUCCUAGGGGCAGGGUCCUACAACUUCCACUCCAAGGGAGGAGGGGAUUCAAACUCUUAGUGAUGCUGCUGUGUCCCCUCAACAUCCUCAGACCCUCCAAAUUUUCUUGGAUCCUGUGGUUUCUCCACCCAGAUCUUUGAACUUCCCAGCCCACCCCAUGUAAACCUUAGUGAGUUGGGGGAACUCGUUCCUGGGAGUAUUCUGUAACCAAGUUAACAUCCAAGGCUAUGUUUCUGGGGCAAAUGUAGUCUGGGGAGGAAGGUUAAAGGCCCUUGUGGGGCCCACACUGUGCCAUGGGGGCCAGUGAGUCUCUGGUGAUCAUGUCUGAGGAAUAAACUCUGGUGGAAAUAAGGUUUUUCUAUGCUUUUUCCUGAGGCCCUGGAGAGGCACCACAAGCAGAGUUAUGGAUUGGGUGAAUUCUUUCCUAUUUGAGUGGAGGAGUCAGUGCCUCCUUCUAAUUAUUCCCUUUAGACAUAACAGAAUGGGGGCAGUUUUCUAAUACAUAAUUCAUAAGAAGAAAUUAAACCGUGGUUGGAUGGAGUCACAGAAUAAGGGAGAGGCAGGGAAUUGACAGUUGACUGACCUCAUAAGGGAUCUUAGGAGGAUUGAAUGACUUCAUACUUGCAGACGGCUAAGAACAUUGCUGGCACAUGCUGAGCCCAUAGUAGUGAUGUUAGUUAUUACCUGUUACUCACCUUUCUGGCCCAAGCAUUGUAUCAAGUGCUUUACAUGCAUUAUUUCAUUUUGUCCUCAUCACAACCCCGAUGCAGAUCCUCAGAUAGGACUUGGGGCAGAGUUCAACUCCAGAUGGGAGUUCUGGGCAGUUAUUUCUUCCAUACCCUAAGCAGGGAAGGGCCCAUAGCUCAAGUACUUAUUUAGGUUCUGGGCUAAGUGCUUUGUGUUUUUAUCUCAUUAAUUUCUCACAAUAACCCUAGAAGGAAAAGAUUGUCUCCUUCUGUGUCACAGAUGAAGAAAGCAAGAUUCAGGGGUUAAAUAGGGUGUCUAAGAUCAAAAAGCAAAUUCUCUAUAAGAUGUUUGUCUACCUUAGCUGGAAGUAAGUAGAUUGCUUUAUUCUGAGGAUCUUCAUGCUGGUGAGCACACCACUCUUCAGAGCCACGCUUUCAUUUCCUUCUACCCCAAA